UUUUUAUAAUUCAAACCCUAGUUGGUUUAUUAACUGCCGGUUUCAGGAAAGCAGUUAAGUGAAAAAUGUCAGUUUCCAUAUUAAAUUCUGAUUAUAUAUUUCACUUAAAUUCCUUUCGUGAAAUUGGUUAUAAUAUAUAUUAAAAAAUAUAUAAUCUUGUUGUUGAAGAGCCGUAAACUAGUUCCAAGUAAUUCGAAAUUAACAAGAAAUUUCUAAGCUCCGAGUUCAGAACGGGUGGACUUCCCUACAGGGUCACUUCAACACGCAAACACUCCCAUACAUCUAACAGUUCUAACAGUCAAUCAUCACAACAUUUUUUCUCUCCUACAAUUUACAAUUACAACAUAUAUGUAUGUAUGUACAUAUGUAUAUAUGUGCGUUGCCAUUGAAGGCGAAAGUGGGAGCGUCGCACAACAUGCGGUCGGUCACUUCAUAACAUCUGUUACGCCAAGGGGCCAUACUAGGGUAUCAACUACAAACAAUUCCACUAUCGUUUAUUUAUCAUCAUUUUGAAUGGCAGCCAAGAACAUUGAUAAACAAAAGCAUUGUGUUAAAUACACAAAACAGCAACAAAAUCCAUUUUCAACAUUCAAAAUGCUGUGAGUGUCGCCGUGUCGACGCUUACAAAAACCUUUUCCUUAUUACAAAACCACAAAAAAACUUAAAAAAAAAAAAAAAAUGUGCCAGAAAUAAAAUCAAAUGCAAAGUAGCGAGACUGUAAGCAAACAUAGCAGCAACUUGCGGAAAAUUAGGCGGUGUAGAGGGUGGAGUGGGGGAGUGGGUACAGGGGACAACUUGAGAAAGCAAAAAUGCAACAGAAAACAAUGAAAACCUUUUGGCCUCGAUGUCGCGAUGUGCUUCCGCUACACAAACGCCGGGUAUUUUUUUAUGCUUUUCAAUUUGUUCGACAAAAAAAGAAAAUAGCAAACCGAGAUUCUCAAUAAGACGUCGCCCUCAACAGCAAAUUGUUUGCUAAUUUUCAUUGUCAAUUUCAGUGACAGCGUAACCGUCCGCCCGACGGCUUGCUUUCAUAAAAGUAUCAAGCCUGUAAAUUGUGCUGAUUUCAGGACAUAGCAUACAAAAAAUUACUUUAAAAAAAUUGACGAAUUUUAAAGUGAAGCAGUGUAAGUGCCUUAAAAAAAAUUUUGAAAGAUAUCCGGGAAAAGGAAGAACACAAAAAUAUGUCACAAAAUAAAAAAAAUAUGCAAUAUCUCUCCGUCAAUACGGAGGAUUAUUUGCGUCCCCUCCGUCCGGCUCAUCGGCGCAUUAGCCGCUCCAUCUCGCCUGGUUUGGAUACAAUGGAAUCAUUGGAUGAGUGCGAGAGUGAUCAUAAUUUAAGAAAGACAGCGAGCAGUAAAUCACUGCUGAUGCUACACAAAUUCACUUCGAGUGAUUCGAAUCUCAGCACCACCGACAGUACGACAAGUAGUCGCAAAGCAUUUUACAAGUCCACAGAAAAUCUCUGCUUUGUACGGCCCAAGAAGCAUUUGCGUCGGCAGGAGCAAGUCAGUGAAGUGUAUCGACCACGACCGCGUUGUAAUACUGAUCCAGUGGAUGUCGAUUGGCUGAGAGAGAAACGUAUUCCGGUGCCUAUUUUAAGUGUACCGCCAACAUCGAAUUCUGCCUGCAGUUCCUUGGCGAAUUCUGCUGCUCCAACGCCACUACUCGGCCGAAAACAUCACCAACGUCGUUCGAGCGCAUUGAGUUCUUUGAUCGAGCAAGCGCUGAAGGUGACGACAGCAUCGGUGGGAUUGAAGUCGAAAACGGAGGAAAGAUUAACUCAACAACAAGCUACAACAAAAUCAGCAAAUGAUGAUAAUGUCAAACGCAGACUUUCAAGCGUCAGUACAUUUGCUGCAACUCCCAACGAUUCUACUUCCAUGGCACCAUUGCAAAGUCACGCUGAAACGCAAAGUGUCACAACGUUAAAUUUGCACGAGAAAGACAGCACCGCCUCGCCGUUGACGUCGAUCGGCAGCAAUAGCAGCAAUUCGAACAGUGCACAGAAGCAAAAGCAGCUGCAGCGUCAUCAGCGUAACAACUCCAAUCAAAGUGAUUACUACACCGCAGCCUAUUCGGCGACAAUAUCGGACAGCAACGGCCGUGGCGAAGGGAGAUCCUUGAACCCUUUAGCGCCAAGCGAGUCUACAACCAGCGUGCGCAGUAUCAGUCCAACGUCGCGUAAAAGUGCCACCAGCAGUAAUUGGAGCAGCCACACCACGGCGAAGCAUGAGCAAUCGACGGCGGCAGCAACAGCUGCUGCUGCUGCCGCUACAACAACAGUGCCGGCGGAGAAGGAGAAGGAGAAGAAACGCAAAGAGGUCUCCAGUUCGCGUGUGAAGAAAUUCCAUCGGCACUUCACGCAGGUGUCCAAGGAUGAGAAGCUCAUUAAUUAUUUUUCUUGUGCGCUUGUAAGCGACAUUCUGCUACAAGGACAUCUUUAUAUAACGGAUCAGCAUUUCGCAUUCUACUCAAAUGUGUUUGGUUAUGUUACGAAGGUUGUCAUUCCCACUUCGUCGGUAACGAAAAUUUCCAAAGAGAAAACGGCCAAAAUCAUACCGAAUGCUGUCGGUGUCGCCACCGCCGACGAGCGCCAUGUCUUCGGUAGCUUUAUUAGCCGCGAGGCAGCCUUCCGUCUGAUGUGCAGCGUUUGUCCGCCACUAGCUCCUGCCGAAAUUCUUCCAAAAAUACCCGCAGAAAUUGAAAUUUCCGAAGAGUAUUCCAUCGAGGAUGACAGCAGCUGUUCGAUUAGCGGCAAUGAGAGUCCACCACAAGCGCUGGUAGCAGCAGCAGCUGCCGCCGCCGCUGGUGGUAUAGAUGGACUUGGUCAAACGCUAAUACGCCGCAAUGUGGCUAGCUCAAGUUUGAACAUAGCCGAUGGCAAAGCAGCAACGUGUGAACACCAGCGACAUUCCGCUCCUCCAGUAGAUGCCAAACAAGCCGGCGCUUACUCCAAUUCAGGUGCAGCGUCACCCGCGGCACGCAGCGGCCAGCCGCUUAAUGCCGAUGGUACAAACGCCAGCUGUAGCAACGAUGCUAUUGCUGGCGCAGGCAUUGCACUGAUAGUGGCCGGCACCGCUUCUUCCACAUCGGCUUCAUCGUCACCCACACCGUCGACAUCUUCCUCGUUGCCCACCACAGUGAUGGCGGCCACAAGCAGCAGCACACCCAAGUCAGCUGCGCACGCGGCUGUGUCCAGCUUUAAGAGGCUCACACAGAAGGCGCUGCUACGCUUGAAAUUCCCCACGGAAUUACAUGUGGUCUACUUGGGUGUGCUGCUCACCAUGGUGUUGGCGUUGUUUUCCGUUUUCCUGCUCUAUCGAAUACUAGACAUUGAGGCGAAAACGAGCGCGUACCGCACGCCAACUGAAUUUCAUUGGCAGCGUUCCGGUAACGAUGACGAUAUAUUUGCAGAGGCUUUGCGUUGGCAAAGGGAAUUGCAAGCAAAAAGUACCGAAGAAGCUCAGAAUAUACUUACACAAAAUUUAGAACAAAUUGCCAAGGUACGUCGCAGCUUAGAAACACUCUCAAUGUUAAUCCAUGACCGAAGCUCAGCUUAUGCAGAUCGCGAUGAUAGUGACUGAAUUUAUAUUUUUAAUUAAUAUAUUAUUACUAAAUAUUAAAGGUUAAAUUGGAAGACCUACACAUGCACACCAUAAAAAGUACAUUCAUACAUACUAUGUAGGUUCACAAUAAUUUUUAAGCAAAUGAAAUGAAAUACUAUUAUAUUUAGAUAAUUAUAUUAUGAAUACAAGAAAAACUGCGUACUAAAGAAGGCGAAUGCAUGUAGAGAAUGAUGAAAUGAAAAGCGCAAUAGUGAAUAAGUGAAGCGAGAAAAAAACUUAAUUAAGCAAAAACUAGAAGAGGAAAAAAUAAAAUAAAUAAAUAACAUUGAAUAUUUAGCCCGCAAACAUAUGUAUGUAUUUCAGAAACACUUUUCUUAGUUACUGUGCACAUUUCAAGUUGAAAUACCUUUACUAAAUAGUAUUAACCUAAUAUUAUUAAGUGUAAACAACGCUGUCAAAAGAAAGUAAGCGAGCAAGCGAAGUUUUUUUUUUAGCAUUCUCGUGCAUAUUUUGAAAUGAGCCGACUGCCAAAUUUAAGAUUUUUUGUUAACUACAAACUAUUUAUAUUUUUAUAUAUA
Molecule: messenger RNA, 4144 nt
Organism: Rhagoletis zephyria (snowberry fruit fly)
Lineage: Eukaryota; Metazoa; Arthropoda; Insecta; Diptera; Tephritidae
Product: platelet binding protein GspB-like
Biological process (GO): intracellular sterol transport
Cellular component (GO): plasma membrane; endoplasmic reticulum-plasma membrane contact site; cytoplasmic microtubule
Molecular function (GO): sterol transfer activity; sterol binding
Source: RefSeq, a predicted model, not a curated record